Galdieria sulphuraria is the source of this 1205-nucleotide messenger RNA. RefSeq names its product alcohol dehydrogenase (zinc-containing). Gene Ontology annotation, biological process: formaldehyde catabolic process. The record is from RefSeq and is a predicted model, not a curated record. The coding region runs from base 28 to 1155 and encodes 375 amino acids. The transcript has 2 exons. Gene Ontology annotation, molecular function: S-(hydroxymethyl)glutathione dehydrogenase [NAD(P)+] activity; zinc ion binding. Gene Ontology annotation, cellular component: cytosol. Lineage: Eukaryota; Rhodophyta; Bangiophyceae; Galdieriales; Galdieriaceae.
GAUUGAUUAUUAUUAUUAUUAUUAUUAAUGGCUUCCAUCAUUUCUUGUAAAGCUGCAGUCGCUUGGGAAGCAGGUAGACCACUUUCUAUUGAACAAAUUCAAGUAGAUCCACCUAAGAAAGGAGAAGUUCGUAUUCGUAUAGUCGCUACUGCACUUUGUCAUACUGACGCUUAUACACUUUCUGGUAAAGACCCAGAAGGUAUAUUUCCUUCCAUAUUGGGACAUGAAGGUUGUGGUGUAGUGGAAUCGAUUGGAGAAGGAGUAGAAUCUGUAAAAGUGGGUGAUCACGUCAUACCUUUGUAUACCCCAGAAUGUGGAAAGUGCGAAUAUUGUCAAUCGAAUAGAACCAACUUGUGCCCGGUGAUAAGAGCUACUCAAGGAAAGGGAUAUAUGCCGGAUGGAACAGUCCGGUUUCAUUGCAAAGGAAAGGAUAUUCACCACUAUAUGGGAACGAGUACUUUUUCUGAAUAUACUGUCUUACCUGAAAUAUCUGUUGCUAAAGUGGAUCCAUCGGUUCCUUUUGAAAGAGCUUGUUUGUUUGGAUGUGGUGUAACUACGGGUAUAGGAGCAGUAUUGAAUACUUGUAAGGUGGAAAGAGGUAAAACUGUUGGAGUAUUCGGACUUGGAGCUGUUGGACUAUCCGCUAUUCAAGGUGCAAGACUUGCUGGAGCUUCACGCAUUGUUGCUAUUGAUAUAAACGAAGGCAAGUUUGAGUUGGCAAAGAAGAUGGGAGCAACAGAUUGUGUGAAUCCGAAUAAAUAUGAUAAACCUAUUCAACAAGUAUUGAUAGAGAUGACCAAUGGUGGAUUAGAUUAUACAUUUGAAGCAGUAGGAAAUGUCAAGUUGAUGAGAGCAGCUUUGGAAGCUUGUCAUCGAGGAUGGGGAGAAAGUUGUAUUAUUGGUGUUGCUGGUGCUGGAGAAGAAAUAUCAACUAGGCCAUUUCAGUUGGUAACUGGAAGAGUAUGGAGAGGUUCAGCUUUUGGUGGUGUGAAAGGACGUUCUCAAUUAGGUGGAUUCCUUGAAAGAUAUAAACAGGGAGAAAUAUUUGUAGAUGAUUUGGUUACUGGAGAAUUGCCUUUUGAAAGUAUUCAACAAGCGUUUGAUGAUUUACACCAUGGAAAGGCUAUUCGGACUGUUUUGAAGUAUAAUCAAUAAAUUUGUGUGUGUGUGUGUGUUGAUCUAGGAAUAUAUAUAUAUAUUGUUUU